Messenger RNA from Pangasianodon hypophthalmus (striped catfish), 2238 nucleotides. It is a transcript of the gene angptl3, whose product is annotated as angiopoietin-like 3. NCBI's taxonomy places the organism in Eukaryota, Metazoa, Chordata, Actinopteri, Siluriformes, Pangasiidae. The coding region runs from base 278 to 1675 and encodes 465 amino acids. The record is from RefSeq and is a predicted model, not a curated record. The transcript is spliced from 8 exons. Gene Ontology annotation, biological process: triglyceride homeostasis; phospholipid catabolic process; cholesterol homeostasis.
AUUAACUAACCUCUUUACAAGCAAUGAAAAUUGUACUGCUGUGGAACUGACCGGUUAUGAUAGACCACCGCAGUGUAUGCCUCUUUUGAAAACUCUCCACAGCUGGAUUUACCGAAGAUCACCUAAACAACCAAGAUGGGAAAAAAGCAGGGUAUAAAUUGAAGGUCGCCUGGUUUUGCAUUCUGUUGCUCAGACCACAGGGAGAGAGGAAAAGCAGGGGAAGCAAGGGAGAGAACCCAAGCAAGAUCAGAUAGUACCAACUAGCUGCAAAGUCAAAAUGAACCUUGUCUGCUUGUUCUUCCUGGGGAGCAUGUGCACCAUUAAUGCGGCCCAUCGUUUGCAAACGGUCACAGAGACACCGUUUCUUCACAAUGCACAACCGACAGAAGCAAAGUCGCGCUUCGCAAUGCUGGAUGAUGUACGACUGUUGGCUAACGGUCUCCUCCAACUGGGGCAGAGCCUGCGAGAGUUUGUGCACAAGACCAAGGGGCAAAUCAAUGAUAUCUUCCAGAAGCUGAACAUCUUCGACCGCUCUUUCUACCAGCUCUCCGUUGUGACCAGCGAAAUCAAAGAGGAGGAAGAGGAGCUCAAAAAAACGACCUCGUUCCUCAAGUCCAACAACGAGGAAAUCCGAAACAUGUCGCUGGAGAUCAACUCCAAGGUCAACAGUAUUUUGCAGGAGCGCGGCCAGCUUCAGAGCCAAGUCGGGAAUCUAGAGGAAAAGCUGCAAGGCCUGAGCCAAAGCGUAGUGCCCCUAGAACAGCUCCAGGAGAUCGCCGCUCUGAAGGAUGUGAUCGACACUCAAGAGAAAACCAUCAAAGACCUACUGAAGUCUGUAAGAGAACAGCAUGAACAGCUCAACUCCCAGAAAAACAAACUCAAAAGCCUGGAGGAGAAGAUCAAUUAUGACUCUCUUCAAGACACUGUUGAAAAAAUUGCAGAUUCAAACCAAGAAGCUCCAAACCUUCUCAACUAUCUGACAAGUAACUCAACCAACUCAAGCACUAACACAAAUGAUCUUCCUGCAGACUGCAGUGAAGUGUUCAAUAGAGGCCAGAGGAAGAGUGGAGUUUACCCAAUCAAACCCAAUCAAUCCGAGCCAUUCAACGUGUACUGCGAAAUCAACUCAGAAAGAGCAGCCACAGUUAUUCAACGGCGAGUGGAUGGUACAGUGGACUUUGAUCAGACCUGGGACAAAUAUGAGCUUGGAUUUGGAAAUCUGGAACAUGAAUUUUGGCUUGGCUUGGCAAAGAUCUACUCCAUUGCCAGACAAGGGGACUACAUUCUCAGCAUUGAGCUGGAGGACUGGAAGGAUGAGAGGAGAUUCAUUGAGUACAUUUUCACUUUGGAUGGUCCUGCAUCUCAUUACACUAUCCAUCUGACUCAUCUGUCUGGAAAUCUGCCCGAUGCCAUGAGCAACCACACUGGCAUGAUGUUCUCCACCAAAGAUAAGGACAACGACAACCUGGAUGAGUCCAGCUGUGCUCGCAAUUACUCAGGUGGUUGGUGGUUUAACGCAUGCGGUAGCACCAAUCUAAACGGGCGCUACACGUGGAUGCGGUCAAGGAAUCGUACUCUGCGCAGGAAAGGGAUCUACUGGAGACCUGGCAAGGGGAGCUCUUACACCCUCAAAUUCACAAAGAUCUCCAUUAGGCCUUUGUCCCAGUUCCAGUGAACCUGACUAAUCAGGCAACUCUCAACCAAUCAAAAUGUUCACACAGGCAGCAAUGACUGUGGCCCCUUUCUCCUACACUCAGUCCAAAGGUGCUGACUUGUCAUCGAAGCAUGAUGCAACAGGAACAUUUCAUCAACCUGACAUUGAGCUUCAAAUGUACAGAUGUUGCAUGUGUGGUCUUGCGACAGACUUUUACUUUUUGAAUUAUUUAGAAAAUUGCUCAUAGAGAAUGCAAACAGAGCUGAAUGCAUUUUGAAAACUAUAUAUUUGCAACUAUAUACUAAACACCCACAGAAAUCAAACUAGUCUCACAACGCAUCCAUGUUAAAUAGGUUUCACUUUCUUGUUUUUAUACUACAUUUUAACUUAAUAUCAUAUUUAAGCCGUUUUUAUGUUUUGUGCUAGUCAAGAAACAUGAUGCUCUUUUAUGUUACUGAGUCAUAUUGACUCCUGGUUACACAAUGUACACAACCGUUCAGUAAAUGUUCAUUUACAGAUUUGCCCUGAAAAACAGUUAAGGUGCACAAUUUUUAUAACAAAAUAAAUGAAUCCACCCAAUAGCA